Penicillium atrosanguineum is the source of this 1251-nucleotide messenger RNA. Its product is annotated as type I HSP40 co-chaperone YDJ1. Gene Ontology annotation, biological process: protein refolding; response to heat. The record is from RefSeq and is a predicted model, not a curated record. The coding region runs from base 1 to 1251 and encodes 416 amino acids. The transcript is spliced from 4 exons. Lineage: Eukaryota; Fungi; Ascomycota; Eurotiomycetes; Eurotiales; Aspergillaceae. Gene Ontology annotation, molecular function: ATP binding; Hsp70 protein binding. Gene Ontology annotation, cellular component: cytosol; nucleus; cytoplasm.
AUGGUCAAAGAGACCGCCUACUACGAUGUUUUGGGGGUUGCCCCCACGGCUACUGAAGCCCAGCUGAAGACUGCCUACAAGAAGGGUGCUCUUCGGUAUCAUCCUGACAAGAACGCCGACAACCCGGAGGCCGCUGAGAAGUUCAAGGAGCUGUCGCACGCUUACGAGGUCCUGUCUGAUGAUCAGAAGCGUGGCAUCUACGACCAAUAUGGUGAGGAAGGCCUAGAGGGUGGCGGCGGUGGUGCUGGUGGCAUGAACGCCGAGGACCUGUUCUCUCAGUUCUUCGGCGGCGGCGGCGGCGGUGGCUUCGGCGGCAUGUUCGGCGGUGGCAUGCGCGAUACUGGCCCGAAGAAGGCCCGUACCAUCCACCAUGUGCACAAGGUCAACCUGGAGGACAUUUACAAGGGCAAGGUGUCAAAAUUGGCACUGCAGAAGUCCGUCAUCUGCUCAGGCUGUGAUGGCCGCGGUGGUAAGGAUGGUGCCGUCAAGGAGUGCACAGGCUGCAAUGGUAGCGGUAUGAAGACCAUGAUGCGUCAGAUGGGUCCUAUGAUCCAGCGCUUCCAGACUGUCUGCCCCGACUGUAACGGUGAGGGCGAGAUCAUCCGCGAUAAGGAUCGCUGCAAGAAGUGCAGUGGUAAGAAGACCAUUGUCGAGCGCAAGGUGCUGCACGUUCACGUCGAUAAGGGUGUGCGCGACGGCCACAAGAUCGAGUUCCGCGGCGAGGGUGACCAGAUGCCUGGUGUUAUGCCUGGUGAUGUCGUCUUCGAGAUCGAGCAGAAGCCCCACCCCCGUUUCCAGCGCAAGGGCGACGACCUGUUCUACCAGGCUGAGAUCGACCUGUUGACUGCCCUUGCCGGUGGUAGCAUCCACAUUGAGCACCUUGACGACCGGUGGUUGACUGUCAACAUCGCUGCCGGCGAGGUUAUCGUUCCCGAUGCUAUCAAGGUCAUCAGCGGCCAGGGCAUGCCCUCGUUCCGCCACCACGAUCACGGCAACCUCUACGUCAAGUUCGACGUCAAGUUCCCUGAGAAGGAUCAGCUGCAGAACCUCGAGCUCCUCGAGAAGGUGCUUCCUCCCCGUGUCCACCAGCACCAGCCCCCGGCCGAUGCUAUGGUCGAGGACUUCGAGCUCGAGGACCCCGAUACGAGCGAGGGCUCUCAGGCCCGCGCCCACGGUGCCGCCGGCGCCAUGGACGAGGAUGAUGAUGAUGUUCCCGCGGGUGCUGAGCGGGUGCAGUGCGCCUCUCAGUAA